GUACGUAAAACCCCUUAAGCCCUCAUCUUCCAUCUCCAAAAAUCUAACCUUUUUCAAUAAAAAACCAAACUUUUGUAUCAUGAAAUCACGUUAGAUCCAUAUGACGACGACCACCACCAUUGUUAAAUCCAUAACCAAGCUUCGACGGAGUCAUUGGGAAGUCUUUUACAGCUCUUCACCUGCAAUUUCCUCCACAGUUCAAUCUCAAUCUCAAUCUCAGUUGACAUCUUCUCUUCACUCUUCUGAGCAAGAAAAUCGAAAGAGAUGGUCAAAAUGGUUGCUUUUUCUUCCUGGAGCUAUUACUUUUGGUCUUGGUACUUGGCAAAUAUUCAGAAGACAAGAUAAGAUAAAGAUGUUGGAAUAUAGACAGAAGAGAUUGGAAUUGGAACCAUUGAAAUGGAACAGUGUGUUUCAACCAAAUGAAGGAUUAGACUCGUUGGAGUUUAGAAAGGUCGUAUGCAAAGGACAUUUCGACGAAGAAAAAUCAAUCUAUAUCGGUCCUCGUUCAAGAAGUAUUUCUGGAGUAACAGAAAAUGGUUACUAUGUCAUUACACCCCUUCUGCCAAUACCCAACUGCCCUGACAGCGUCCCAUCACCGAUUCUAGUUAAUAGAGGAUGGGUUCCCCGAAGUUGGAAAGAAAAGUUCUUAGAAGUCUCACAUGGUGAUCAACAAUCGAAACAAGAAACUCACGACGUUCAAGAGGGUGAAAGAAGCUCAUGGUGGAGGCUAUGGAAAACAAAGCCUACAAAAGUUCAGGAUCAUGCUCCUGCCGUUCCUUCUGUUGAAGUUGUUGGUAUAGUUCGUGAGAGUGAAAAGCCAAGCAUAUUCGUUCCAGCAAAUGAACCAAACUCGAAUCAGUGGUUCUAUGUCGAUGUUCCUGCAAUUGCUCGCACAUGUGGACUUGCUGAGAAUACUGUUUACAUUGAAGAUAUCAAUGAAAACGUUAAUCCAAGUAAUCCUUACCCUUUACCGAAGGAUGUGAAUACUGUGAUUCGAAGUUCAGUUAUGCCUCAGGAUCAUUUAAACUAUACAUUUACAUGGUAUUCCUUAUCGGCUGCAGUUACAUUUAUGGCUUUCAAGAGAGUAAGACCGAAAAAGAGCAGAAGAUAGCAAAUUAUUCAUAUGCAAUUUUCGAUGCAGAAAGAUUUAUAGCGAAAGACGAGAAAGGUUAAAGAGAAAGGUGUACUUACUACUUACAUUGUAUUUGAACUUUCAUGUCGUUUUUUUGAAGGUUUGCGGAUAAGAAAAGAGCUCCAAAUAAAUAAGAUUUUGAGUACAAUAUAUAUGAACACACUUAUACCACUUUCCAUGAAAUUUGUGGAAAAUGGCCAAUUUCUUGACAAGGUGAUGAUGAUGAGGCUUAUUGUUAUUGCCCCUACUCCCAUUUAUUCUCUUUUUUCUUAGCAAAGAUAUAGAAAGGCAUUACAUUUUUAAUACUAAUUAAUUAAUAAUAAUGGCUACAUAUUUUGUCUUCUUUUGGUUUUGCUAUGUAGGAAGCUUGGUUUGAUGUACUUAAAUUAAUAUUUAAUGUACUUUACACUUAAAUUAGUUUCUAUGUACUUAAGUUGUCAUUGAUUAAUAA
Cannabis sativa is the source of this 1583-nucleotide messenger RNA. RefSeq names its product surfeit locus protein 1. NCBI's taxonomy places the organism in Eukaryota, Viridiplantae, Streptophyta, Magnoliopsida, Rosales, Cannabaceae. The transcript is spliced from 7 exons. Bases 101 to 1111 code for a protein of 336 amino acids. Gene Ontology annotation, cellular component: membrane. The record is from RefSeq and is a predicted model, not a curated record.